Arachis duranensis is the source of this 2747-nucleotide messenger RNA. Its product is annotated as acetyl-coenzyme A synthetase, chloroplastic/glyoxysomal. The coding region runs from base 260 to 2530 and encodes 756 amino acids. The record is from RefSeq and is a predicted model, not a curated record. Gene Ontology annotation, molecular function: AMP binding; acetyl-CoA synthetase activity. The transcript is spliced from 19 exons. Lineage: Eukaryota; Viridiplantae; Streptophyta; Magnoliopsida; Fabales; Fabaceae.
UAGUUUCCGACUGCAAAAUCAGGCAAAUAAAACCAGCCGUCAAUGUUCUGUAAUGUCACGUGCUAUGCAUAUGCAAGAUUUUGUUUGUUCCCUUAUCAAGAAUUUGAGAGUCAUAACCAAAAAGAAACUCUUCCAAGUUCUAAAGAACUCAAUUCUAAAGAACUCACUCACUUUGAAAAUUGAAAAUCUUCUUCAAUUUCUCUGUGGGAAUUGAGUCCUUGAUCAUCAAAGUCAAAUUCCGUUUGACAAAUGUGGCAGAAUGAUUCCUGUGCCGUAUAAUUCAAUUGUGUGUGCCGCUGCUGGUGGUGGUGCACGUGAACCUCUCUUCAGAAACCCUUCUUCUUCUGCUUCUGUGUAUCUUCUUCAGUUCAAUUGUAACAGAAGAAGAAUCAACACUAAUAAUAGGAGGAAUAAUAAUAAUAAUUUCAUGGAUUCAAAUAAUAAUAUGAGGACAGAGAGUUACCUGCGCCACGUCGAUUCAAGGAAGCUAAUGCCAAAUGGCGCUGGCCACAUUCCACACUUGAAAGCUGUGAUUCUUGGUGAAGCUCUUGCAUCUGAAGAAGAUGAUCUUGUUCUUCCCAGCAAGGAAUUCUCUGAUCAAGCAAAUGUUCACUCACCUGAACAGUAUAUGGAGAUGUAUAAGAGGUCAAUUGAGGACCCUGAUGGAUUCUGGUCUGAGAUUGCAUCACAGUUCUACUGGAAACAGAAAUGGGGUGAGAAAGUCUGCGAUGAAAAUUUUGAUGUCAGGGACGGCAAGAUCAAGAUUGAGUGGUUCAAGGGUGGCAUUACCAACGUGUGUUAUAAUUGCCUGGAUAGAAAUAUUGAAGCUGGACUUGGUGAUAAAGUUGCUCUUUACUGGGAAGGCAAUGAGCCCGGUUUAGAUGGCAGUUUAACUUACUCUCAGCUUCUCAAUCAAGUUUGCCAGGUUGCAAACUACCUGAAAGAUAUUGGUGUGAAGAAAGGCGAUGCUGUAAUUGUUUAUUUGCCAAUGAUCAAUGAGCUCCCCAUCACAAUGCUUGCCUGUGCUCGCAUUGGUGCUGUUCAUUCGGUUGUAUUUGCCGGUUUUUCUGCAGAAUCUCUUGCACAGAGAAUCACUGACUGUAAACCGAAAGCUGUAAUUACUUGCAAUGCUGUUAGAAGGGGCACCAAACCUAUUCUUCUGAAAGACAUAGUUGAUGCUGCCAUCAAUGAUUCAGCCAAGGAUCCCCCCUCUUUAGAUGUAUGCUUAGUUUAUGAUAACCCAGUGGCACUGAAGAGAGAAGAUACAAAAUGGACGCAAGGUCGGGAUAUAUGGUGGCAGGAUGUUAUUCCUAAAUAUCCAAGUACUUGCCCGGUGGAGUGGGUUGAUGCCGAGGAUCCACUUUUUCUACUCUAUACAAGUGGAAGCACUGGAAAACCUAAGGGUGUCCUCCAUACCGCCGGUGGUUACAUGGUAUACACUGCCACAACAUUCAAGUAUGCAUUUGACUACAAACCAUCCGACAUCUACUGGUGUACGGCUGAUUGUGGUUGGAUUACUGGGCACAGCUAUGUCACUUAUGGACCCUUGCUCAAUGGUGCAACCGUUUUAGUGUAUGAAGGGGCUCCCAAUUAUCCUGAUGCUGGGCGCUGCUGGGACAUUGUUGACAAAUAUAAAGUGUCAAUAUUCUACACUGCCCCCACAUUGGUGCGGUCUCUCAUGCGUGAUGGUGAAGCAUACGUUACCCGAUACUCAAGGAAAUCUUUACGGGUUUUGGGCAGUGUGGGCGAGCCCAUAAAUCCAAGUGCAUGGAGGUGGUUUUACAAUGUAGUCGGAGAUUCAAGGUGCCCUAUCUCGGAUACUUGGUGGCAAACAGAAACUGGUGGCUUCAUGAUAACUCCACUACCAGGUGCUUGGGCCCAAAAGCCUGGUUCUGCAACUUUCCCUUUCUUUGGAAUUCAGCCUGUGAUAGUGGAUGAGAAAGGAGUUGAAAUAGAUGGUGAGUGCAGUGGUUACUUGUGCAUUAAGAAGUCUUGGCCUGGGGCAUUCAGAACUCUAUAUGGUGAUCAUGAAAGAUAUGAAACAACAUAUUUCAAGCCAUUUGCUGGUUACUAUUUCAGUGGUGAUGGCUGCAGAAGGGAUAAAGAUGGAUACCAUUGGCUCACGGGAAGAGUGGAUGAUGUCAUCAAUGUCAGCGGACACCGUAUUGGCACAGCUGAAGUGGAAUCAGCUUUAGUGUCACAUCCUCAAUGUGCAGAGGCUGCUGUUGUCGGUGUCGAGCAUGAGGUCAAAGGUCAGGGUAUCUAUGCAUUUGUAACGCUUGUGGACAGUGUUCCUUACAGUGAAGACUUACGAAAGGACCUUAUACUCACAGUUCGAAAGCAGAUAGGAGCGUUCGCCGCACCCGACAAAAUCCAUUGGGCGCCCGGCCUCCCGAAGACCAGGAGCGGAAAGAUAAUGAGAAGAAUUCUUCGAAAAAUCGCCUCCAGGCAACUGGAUGAACUUGGGGAUACAAGCACCCUUGCAGAUCCAAAUGUGGUCAAGCAACUUAUAGAAUUUUCUGAUUCCUGAAGUCCCCAAAACUAUGUAAUAUUAAAGGUACAUUACCAAUUAGAGGCUUAUCUGUUGAAGCUAAUAGUCGUAGUGACUAGUGAGAACACAAUUUUUUCCUUCUAGAUCUGUAGACUCGAGACUCAAGGCUCAAGUCCCGUCUUCUUGGACUGCGGAAUGCUUGUUCGAGUGAUGGAUACCACCAAAAGAUUUAGUCGUUUACAAAAAGUCUUUGAAA